CCUCUCUCCCUCUCUCUCUCACUCUGGUGCUCGGCUCCGCACAGCUCCUCUACUCAUUUGCUGCUGAUUCACUCGCUCACUCGCUUGCCUCUCUUCUGCCAGUCGCUCUGCCUUGCUGCGCUCUGCCUGCCUGCCUGCCUGAGAAUGGUCCAGCCGGUGCCUGGGGGUCUGCUGUCUCGGCCUGUCUGAACACACGCAUAAACACAGAGUCAAUCGACAGGCGGAAGCACACACACACACACACACACACAGACACACACAGACACACACACACAUACACACACACACUGGAGAGCAAUGUGAGAGAGGAAGUGCCUUCCCUGAUGUCUGCUGCAGCUUUGACCUGCUUCUACAGCUAAAGCUCCACCCCCGCCCACCCCCCCCCGCCUCGCUCGCUUGCUGCCACAGUAACACGAGUACAAGGACAGUGACCACACCCUCCUCGCAGCCUACACUCCGACCUGCUCGUCCGUCCAUCACCAUCACCAUCCACUCCUCGCAGCCAGGCUCCAGCCUCAGCUCUUCUCACCAGACGGCCCCACUGCCUUACCAGCCUUCCAACAGCAGCCCAACACACACUCCAGGCCCACGCAGCAUCUCACCCACCUUGCCUUUAACCUUCGCCUUCGACCCUCUAAGCCUCCACUCGGCCCUCAGUGUCCUUAACCUUCCUGCAGGCGACACCCAGACUAUCACCUUUGUUGCCUGCUUCACCACACCUCACCAGAGGGCUCUGGGUUUGGUCUGUUCGCCUGUUUGCCUCCUUGGCUUGCAAAUGUUGAGAGCGUUCAGCAAACAGCAGUGAGGGAGAAAAGUCAAGUGUAAGGCUAAGUCAUCUCCUGGAUAUAAACUCUGUGUCUGAUCAGGAACGUUAUCCAAUAACAUUCACAACAUAACGUCGUCCUGCAACAUUUCACUCUGGAUCUAUACCAUCAAUAGGAACUUUAUUUUGAAUGUUUCAUUUCAACUUUACACACACAUAUCACAGACUUUAACAACAAAUAAACAAACAAAAAAAGACCUUAAAGUUGUGGAUUAAAACACUAGAGGUACUUUUAUUAGCGCUUGAACAGAUUUCAGCUCGGAAUACCUUUUUGCCAGCGUGUCGCCAUGGCGAUGAACAUGGCACAUAUCCGCGACACAAAGUGGCUGACACUUGAGGUAUGCAGGGAGUUCCAGAGGGGCACGUGCUCGCGCUCUGACCAGGAGUGCAAGUUCGCUCAUCCGGCCAAGAGCUGUCAGGUGGACAACGGACGGGUCAUCGCUUGCUUCGACUCACUCAAGGGCCGUUGUUCCAGGGAGAACUGCAAGUACCUGCACCCUCCUCCCCACCUAAAGACCCAGCUUGAGAUCAAUGGCAGGAACAACCUGAUCCAGCAGAAGAACAUGGCCAUGCUGGCCCAGCAGAUGCAGCUCGCCAAUGCUAUGAUGCCUGGCACCCAGCUACCACCUAUGGUGAGGGGACACACACGUAUGAACAUACCACAGCUACUCCACAUGCCCAUGUUCUCAAUGACGCCAGGUCUGGCCACCAACGCCAGUGCAGCAGCUGCAGCUGCGGCCUUUAAUCCCUACCUGAGCCCUGUGUCACCAGGCCUGAUGCCACAAGAGAUCAUGCCCAGCACCCCCGUCCUCAUGGCCUCCAGCCACACUGUCAGCCAAGUCCCCAACUCUGCGGCUGCUGCAGCCCAGAAACUGCUGAGAACGGAUAGACUUGAGGUGUGUAGGGAAUAUCAGAGGGGCAACUGCUCUCGGGGGGAGAACGACUGUCGCUUCGCCCACCCCGCAGACAGCACCAUGAUCGACACCAAUGACAACACCGUCACCGUGUGCAUGGACUACAUCAAGGGCCGGUGCUCCCGAGAAAAGUGCAAGUACUUCCACCCGCCGGCCCAUCUGCAGGCCAAAAUUAAGGCUGCCCAGCACCAGGUGAACCAGGCCACAGCCGCCGCGGCCAUGACUCAGUCGGCUGUCAAAUCACUGAAGCGACCCCUCGACGCAACCUUUGACCUGGGCAUCGCCCCUAAUGUCAUGGCUCCCCUGCCCAAGCGGGCAGCCCUGGAGAAAGCCAACGGGGCCUCUGCCAUGUUUAACACCAGCAUGCUCCAGUACCAACAGGCCCUGGCCAGCAUGCAGUUUCAGCAGCAGGCUGCUUUCCUCCCAUCAGGCUCAAUAUUGUGCAUGACACCUGCAGCCAGCGUUGUUCCCAUGAUGCACGGUGGUAAUCCAGCCACUGUGUCUGCAGCCACCACAUCUGCCACAAGCGUUCCCUUCGCAACUGCCUCCACCAAUCAGGACUCUUCCUUAUCAAAGUUGACUACCAACGAAUACAUGCAAUUGAUUCCAAUAAUAUCUGCAGAUCAUCUGAGUAGUCACAAGUACUUGACUCAAAUGUAGUUCCUCUCAAGAACAAUCAAAUGAAUGUGUGCUGGCACCGUCCAAGCCAAAAGAGUUCAGCCUUUAUGUACAUAACCUUCAGAAUGUCAAGAAAUGGGACAAGGAGGGUCUACCAUCUCUUAGCCGGUCCACAACGCUGGUCUCAUCACACAUUAAGGGUGCAACACAUGAUCUGUGCCAUCUUCCCACAAUGUCAAGAAAAAAUUUGUUGUCAAAUGCAAUGUCCAGCAGAAAGAAGAGGAUUUCUUGGUGCCGGGGUCAGUGCGUCUCUCCCUCUGUGGGAAUCGUUCACAGUAUUCUGUGUCUGACUAAAUCAUAGCACUCAAUCUUUUCCAACUAUAUUAUCAUUACUGCACGCACCGAAGGUCAAGAGCGUGAUUGCAUAAAGCAACAUCCAGUCUGGUACGUUAGUAGACCAAGAUUUUUCUUUCCUUUUUUAUUUGUUCUGCUUUAUUAUUUUUUAUUAAUAGCCAUAUUUCAUAGUUUACGAGUAAAAUGCAAACAUGCACCUUAAAUUUGAAUUGAAAUCUGAAAGGCACAAUGAUUCUAACAGGAAUUUUAUCCGCCAAAAGAAUUACGCAUGUACAGUAUUGUGUUUUUACGGCUACUAGUGAAACUAGAUGUUGAAAUGAUGGUCUUGGACAUAUGAAUGUUCUGGGUAAACCAACAUACCUGUGUACCUUGAAAGCACAGCCAGGCUAGCUUUUCUCACCUUGUCAUGUGCCAUCAAGGCCAUACAGCUAAGUGUUAUCUCAGCAGUGUUAUUUGUUUACCGAAGGUAAAAGUUUUGUAUGGCUCUUUUUGUAUUGUUUAGUUUUCAGAAUCUCCUUUACAAGUGUUUUUUUAAACUUUUGUUUUCUCUAAUUAAUCAGUUUUAGAAGUGGUGUUCUCGCCAUUUUUUUAAUUUUAUUUUGUUGUUUUUUCUUCUAAAAUCAAAAAUUGAGGGUUUUUCUAAAGUUUGUCAUACCUAUUUUCAUAGACUUGUGUUGUUAUUGUUGGUUGGGAUUAAGUUGUUGCUCAAGUCCAUUGACUCCAAAGCCUGGUGAAGUUGAGGGUCUAACUUCAAUUGACAUUGUGUUACUUUGUUCUCCCGCCUUUAAAGAGGAGUGACUCUAAAACUGUGUCUCCAAGAAGCACUGUUCAGCCAUGUGUUGAUGGGAAUUUAAAACAACAGACCUGAAGGUCUAUAGGUCAUUUAAACCGCAUGUGCACUUGAAUGAUUGUUUGUCUGGUCACCCUGUUUUAAUUUCACAACCCAUAAACUUGAACUUGAACUUUUGGGGAAAUUCAGCAUCUUUAUGUGUUUGUGUUUCCAAGCAAAACAUGAAGGUUCUCAUUAAUUUGUAGAUCUGACAACAGAAACCAAAGCACAGUUUGUCUCUCAUAUUCACAAAGGGUUACAGAGGCAUCUCUCCAGAGGCUUAAACAAUUAAGGAAAUAUGUUUUUCAUCUUUUGAUUCAUCUCUUAGUUUUAUGAUCACUUCCCUUUUCUGUUUUCACAGAGAUGUGUAGUGUGUCUUUACCGAUUGUAUUGUACCUAACAAAGCCUUAGAUUACAAUUAAUGGGUCUCAGCCCAAUCAAAUGUACUUUCAAUCACCAUGCAGGUAAAGAACACCAAUGAUGUUUUAUAGUUAUCUCACGUGCCGCUUAUGAUCUUUUUUUGUUCUGUCUAUGUAGAAGUAACAAUUACUCUCUUAAAUUUCAUUGAACUUAUGUGUUAUGUACUACUUAAGGAUUUGAAUCUAUUUGAGAUAUGUAGUUGUAGAUUUUUCUUUUUUGCCUUACUAUAUAUUACUUGACAACAUUGAUAUAGCCGUUGUAGAUUUUGAGGUAGAAUGACAUUCAUAACUUUUUUCAACCAUAUAAAUGAUAAUGUGUUGAGUCAGUUUUAAAUAUUCACUUCAUUCAUAUAGCUGGAUGUCUUUUUCAGUUGAUGUUACAUUCUCAGUUAAUUUUGUUGAUGAAAGACGUUUUUGAUACAGGGAAUGAGAUCAAUUAAUUUGCUGCCACUGCAGCAUCUCUGAGUAGACAAAAAACUAAUGUUUUAACCAACUUAAAUUUUCCUUGUAACAUGUCAAGAUCAUAUUGAAAACAUAUUGUAUUGAAAAAUAUAGUGUCCAUGUUUUAGAGUAAAAAAUAUUUUCUAAAAAAAAAAGAAGAAAAAAAGAUAUGUACUUUUGUUUGAAUAUUUCUUAAGUUUGCCCUGAAUGUCAGGCCAAAACGAGCAGUGAGAUUGACGGGUGUUUGGAUGUGAGAUUAGGAGUGAGAAAGCAAAGACUUUUCCAGACUGGAGAAGUCAGAAAUGCUGCAGAUGAUGAGUUCUAACCUAAGGGACGAAGGUUGACUUUUUGCACUUCUGUAUAUAGUCAAAUGAACAGAGAAAAAAAAAUGUGUAUCAUAUUGAGAUAUUAUUUUGAAUAAAAAAAGAUCUAUAAUUAUAAGGAAUUUUGCUAGAUUAAUUUAAAUUCUUAAAUUAGAAGACCAGCUAAAACAAUUGCUUGCAAAGAAGGGCACUAGUUUCUUGGCCAAUGCAUUCAGAGAAAGCUAUGCGCUUUUUGUGUUAUUUUAUCAGUGGCUAGUAUUGCCAGGGAAUGUUUUAGGGGAACAGAUAUCCCCAUGUCAUGCUAACUCCACCCCUCCUGUAGGAUGGCAUAUCCGAUGAUGUCCAUAUAUCAUUUGUUGGAUUUGGUCAUGCAGUAUUGCUGCUCCCAUGGUACAGUUGAUACAUACAACUAUCAAAAUUUGUAUUCUAUUAUAGUUUGAUUUGACUGCAUGUAAAAGUACAAACAUACAAACUGCGUAGAUAUGUAAAGAAAGAUAACACAUUCAGAUUACAGAAUAUACAAUAAUAUGUUUGUUUGUUUUUUCAAAUUAUACAUACAGUAGAUAAAAUCCACAGUGGGGAGAAAUAAUACUUCAAAAACAAGUCAUCUUACUCUUGUGUGAUAAAAUAUUUUCCAAGCAAACAUGUUAUUUAAAGAUAAAAUAUUAGCACUCAUCCACCCCAGAUACUUUCUCAUAGCCAUAUACUUACAGUGGACACUGACUCACAGGAAGUUGUUCCUGCUAUCAAGCUGUGCACUCAGCAGGUGAAGGCUCACCACACCAAAUGCGUAUUUGGCAAAUUAGUCUUUGAAAUGAAUGUAACAGUCACCGGUCAACAUGCUUCUGACUCAAGGCUGAUGUAUAGUCGCUACAGAACCAAAGCUCCAUUUUCUCGAAGCCAGAUGUUCGGUCUCCUGGCUAGAACCAAGGUUUCUCUUCCCUGCUGAGGGCAUAUGUACGCUUUGACUGCUUUCUACUUGUAAGUGCAACCACCAAUUAUGUAUUUGCUAACAGUUGCCACAAUAAUUGUACUAUAUUGUCUUCAGAUUUGUUUAUGCACAUUUUAUUGUUGCCAUAAUUGACUCUUGCUGUAUGGAUGAAAAAAAUCUGAAUAAAACAAAUAUUUGAUUUGCUCAUGCAA
Micropterus salmoides (largemouth bass) is the source of this 5864-nucleotide messenger RNA. RefSeq names its product muscleblind-like protein 1. Bases 1111 to 2397 code for a protein of 428 amino acids. The record is from RefSeq and is a predicted model, not a curated record. Gene Ontology annotation, molecular function: metal ion binding. Lineage: Eukaryota; Metazoa; Chordata; Actinopteri; Centrarchiformes; Centrarchidae. The transcript has 12 exons.